GACGGCUUUGUUCAUCUAAAACGAAGAGACCCCACUAGUUAACAGCACUGUGCAGGAAGAUAUGGGGGCAGCAUGCAUAUUUACAGCUAGCCACUCUGAUUAGCUUUCUACCCGUGUUUUCCAUAGCUGUCGCUAGAAUAUUAGUAUAAUUUGUCUCCUCUUCAACGAGAAGGAAAAUGUUUCUCGGUCGCAAAGUGAGAUUGUCGACAGCGGCUGUAGGUGAAGCUUGGAACUCCAUAUACGCGCAAGUCACAUUAAACAGACUGGGGGACGUUACCUGCUCGACAUUACGUUAUAGACAUACAUUUCAAUGUCCUGGAGCUUUUAGUCGAUCCGUCUGUUGUCCGGACCUAGAACUCUCACCAUGUGAAAAGCGACGAGGGGAAAUGUUCACCGCCAAAAACUACCUGGAUUCGUCCCAUUUAAUAAUUUCGCAGUGGGAACAUUUAGCUCGGGUAACCCCUAUUGCUCCAAGUCUCUCUCGGAGUCAAAACAAAAGUAACGUUUUACACGACAGCAAUACAUGUAAGUCUUUAUCUACGCUCAUCUUAGUAAAUGCAAACGGGCGCAGUAAACUCGGUACAGUUCACUCUGUUUUGUUUACAAAUGACACAACGUUCUGCUCAACGCGUUUCCUCUCCACUAUUGUGCAAAUGAGAGCUUCAUCUACCGCUACCAAGGAGAAGCGCGAGGCAGGCACCUCAGAGGACGCAGUCACGGACAACAAAGAGAACCCCUCCCAGUCCUCCUCGUCCCCAGGGCCAGACCCAGGGCCGGGGCCGGGGGAGGACAAGCCCAGCAGGACCCAGCAGCUGAAGAAGGUGUUCAAGGAGUAUGGUGCUGUAGGCGUCUCCUUCCACGUCUGCAUCUCCCUCAUGUCCCUGGGCAUGUUCUACCUUGCAGUGUCCAGUGGGAUAGACAUGGCAGGUUUGCUAUGCAAGCUGGGCUUCAGUGAAAGUGGGGUCCAGUCCAAGAUGGCCGCCGGCACCAGCACUUUGGUGUUGGCCUACGCAGUGCACAAGCUGUUCGCCCCCGUACGCAUCAGCAUCACCCUGGUGUCUGUUCCUCUCAUCGUGAGACACUUCAGAAAGACUGGCCUCUUCAGACCCCCCGGGUCUGCACCCUGAGACACACUCACUCAUACACUCACUCAUUUGCCAUCAUCUUAAUAUUAUUACCGAAUCCAUCAUGCAUUAUACAAUAAAACGGUAGUAGGUGUGUAAUCAUUUGUUACGGCUAUCCCCCAAACAACGAUAUCAAACACUAGCUGGAUUGGUGUAAACAUACACAACUACAUUAUAUUUGGUUCUUUAAGGAUCUCUAUGUUUUUAAGCUCAGUAUGAAACCUAGUCAAAGUUUAGCCAAAUGCUUUUUCAUCAGCACUUUGGGUGCACUUGAUGUGCACUACCUAGCAUGCCAGAAACCAACUCAACGGUAACAGUUGAGUUUACCCAUAAACUGACAAUGGUGCAUAACAGAUACUACACUCGUUAGUAGCUUAUAUAGUUUUUAUCGACAAAGUUGUGAUUGCAAAAUGUGAUGUGUCAUUGCUGAUUGUGUUAAUGAUGUGAGCUCAGUAAUCUGGAAUGUGCGUCAGCCUUCAGUGGGGAGGACAAGAGGGGUGUCCUGUCUGGUCGAAGUCUCAGUUAUCCCCCCAGAUGACCCCCAGACGACCCUCAGACUCUGAUCCUUCUGUAUCUAAAGGCACACAUCUUACCUGCUUUCAACUUAAGUAACCUUAGAGUGGAUUAAUAUUGACUUUCAAAGUGAGGUUUUGUAUGAUAAUUUAUUUACCUUUAAAGUGAAUAAAGUGCUCAGCCAACUGCUGUAAAUGCACCAGAACAGGUUUAGUUCAGCCUGAUUGCAUUCCAAAAGAAGAAAAAAUAAAAUGAAGACCAACAGAAUGCAAUUCAUUAAUAUCUACAAUCAGAACUUUUAUCAGGUAUAUAAGAGGGUCGUUUCUCUCCCUCUUUUUCCCUCCCCUCCCUUUCAACCUCCUUGCCGCUUUCAAAUAUAUAUUUUUGGCAUUUUCAUGCCUGGUUGGAUAGAGACACAGGAACGUAGAGGGGGGGGGGGGGGGGGGCAGAAGGCUCGGUUGAGCCACCCUUCCUCUCUAUCUCAUUACCCCUCUUUCUCCGUCUCUCCCUCUUUUAUAUAUCCAUCUCUCUCCACCUCUUCCAUCUCCCUAUUCCUCCUUCUCUACCCUCCUUCCCUCUCUCUCGGAGGUGGAGCCGGGUUGUUGCUGAGUUGGUCAGACUUCUCUGUGCUGAGAGAGGUCUCUGUGGAGAUGGGUCUCCAUGGAGAUGGGGUAUUAUAAAGCUGAUGAUCAGUGCUGGCUGUCUGCUGACUGGGCGACUUCUCCCCCAGAGUGACUCAGCACAAUCCUGCUUCCUCUCCCGUCUCCGGAUAGCCCAGCACCGUCGCCAGACAGGUUCUACUUUUGGUCUGAAACCGACACGGUUCAUUUUCGGUUUCUAAGGGGGCGUGGUCAACGAGUGUAGGCCGAAAUGGCUCGACACUCAAUCAGAGCAACGAAAUGUCCUCUUGGUUUUUUACGAAAAAAUGCCUCAACAGCUAAAUGGUCAGAUAACCACACGUCAGAUACAUGGUUGUGAUUCGCCCGGCACUUUUCACCCCGGAGGGAAAUCUGUUACCAUGGGAGGGUCGCCAAGGUGAUGUUCCGGGUCAAAUAAACCGUCAAACUGUCAGGUUGGUCUGGUUCCCAGGUUAGCCUCCAGUCUCUCUCCUGUUUCCUGUCUGUUACAUCUCUACCCAACCCCAGAGGACAGCAUUUUUUUAAUGAGAUGAAGUUGUAUUUAACUAUUAAACUUGUGAAUACCA
Osmerus eperlanus (European smelt) is the source of this 2841-nucleotide messenger RNA. It is a transcript of the gene mims2, whose product is annotated as family with sequence similarity 210 member B. Gene Ontology annotation, cellular component: mitochondrion. NCBI's taxonomy places the organism in Eukaryota, Metazoa, Chordata, Actinopteri, Osmeriformes, Osmeridae. Bases 177 to 1127 code for a protein of 316 amino acids. The transcript has 3 exons. The record is from RefSeq and is a predicted model, not a curated record.